Ostrea edulis (European flat oyster) is the source of this 1151-nucleotide messenger RNA. RefSeq lists its product as uncharacterized. Bases 41 to 1027 code for a protein of 328 amino acids. The record is from RefSeq and is a predicted model, not a curated record. The transcript has 5 exons. Lineage: Eukaryota; Metazoa; Mollusca; Bivalvia; Ostreida; Ostreidae.
CCUUUUGCGUGUUACAUGUUUUCAAUUCACGACUACCAGUAUGAAGGCGUUGUGGGUUUUCCUGUGUUGUUUUAUUGCAGACACUUCUAGUUGUAAUACAAAAGGUUCUAACUCCUAUCAAAAAUGUGUGGCAAAUGUUGCUCUUGGAAAAUCGGUGUCGGUUAGUUCAACAUACAGCAGCUUUCUGCCCUCAAACGCUGUGAAUGGAAACUUCAACGACUUCAUGCAUACAACAUAUCCGGUAGGAGAAGGCAGACCGUGGCUCACAAUAGACCUUGGGAAUACAUUUCUAGUAAAACAGAUUGAAAUCUUCAACAGAGCGGAUUGCUGUGGUUAUAAAUUUCAUGAUGCUGAAGUGACAGUAGGAAAAUCCCUGGAUAACCUACAAUUCUGCGGCCAUUAUACGGGACCAGCAAGGAACGGAGAGAGAAUACCGAUGUGGUGUCCUCCUCGGACAUUUGCUCGCUUUGUUAAAAUCCAGAUUGUAAAAGGGAAAGGAAACGUGCUGCACGUGGCGGAGGUUCUAAUUUGGGGAGUGCCUGAAGGAAAUCAUCAAUAUCUGCUGCCAUCCACAAAUUGUUUGAACAACGUUGCACUGGGGAAAUCUGUGACUGUGAGUACAACAUAUGGUAAAUUUCGGCCCUCAAACGCCGUCAAUGGAUACCUCAAUGACUUCAUGCACACAACAUACCCAACAGGAGAAGGCAGACCAUGGCUUGCAAUAUACCUUGGAAAUACAUUUGUAGUACACCAGAUUGAAAUCUUCAACAGAGCGGACUGCUGUGGUUACAAGUUCCAUGACGCAGAUGUUAGAGUAGGAAGAUCCCAAUCAAACCUACAUAGCUGUGGACACUAUGCAGGGUCAGCUCAGAACGGAGAGAGGAUAGUAAUGACUUGUCCCUCACGUUCCAUCGCCCGCUUUGUCAAAAUCCAGAUUGUAAAAGGCACACGUAAUGUGUUACAUGUAGCGGAGGUCAUUGUAUGGGGAGUACGUGACACAGGGCGGCGCCAAAAAACGUCAAGAUAGAUAAGAAAGACAUGUCCUAUUUCAUCUGUUGUAUAAUUAAUUAUUCAAUUAUCUGAAAUAUUUUGAGGAAAACCGUGCUUUGUUUGCUUUGAACAAAUAUUUAAUAAAUACUCUAUCAAGCUUG